GAACCCACACUCUCACUCACUCACCCCCUCACUCACUAGAAGAGGCUCACUGAGCUUGGACCGAUGGCGUCGAGCGGUGCAAUGGUGUUGGCCAUGAUGGGCCUCCUGGCCGCACUGGUGUGCCCUGCUGCUGCGGCGGCGGCGGGGUUCAUCUCCAUGCCCACCGACAACGUCGGCGACCACUCUUACGGCGUCCACGCCACAUUCUGCCCCAACCUGGAGAAAAUUGUGCUCGACAAGGUGGCGGAGGCGCGCAGAUGGGACAUCGGCGUGGUCGCCGGCCUCCUCCGCAUCUUCUUCCAUGACUGCUUCCCUAACGGCUGUGACGCGUCGCUCCUGCUGGAGCCAAGUCACCUCUACUCCAGCGAGCGUGCGCGGGAGCGUCCCCAAAACCAAGGGCUGCACCAGGGCGCGCUCGAUCUCAUCCAGCGUAUCCGCGACGCCGUGCGCGACGCGAAAUGCACGGAAGUAUCCUGCGCCGACAUCACCAUGCUGGCCACCCGGCAAGCCAUCAAGCUGUCCGGGGGGCCAGAUUACGGCGUGCAGCUCGGCCGGAAGGACAGCAUCGACCCCGCCAGGAUUGACCAGGUCAACCAGUUCCUCCCCGCCCCCGACGCCAAAAUCUGGAAACUCAUCGAGGUCUUCCAGAGCCGCGGCUUCGACAGGACCGACCUCGCCGCGCUCUCCGGCGCGCACACCAUCGGCAAGACAAGCUGCCCCAACCUCGCCAGCCGCACUGGGGACGCCGCCUGGUUCGUCGAAGAUAUCAAAAGGAACUGCCCCGGCUCAUGGGACAAGAAGCAGGUGCUCGACGUCGACACCCCCGACGAUUUCGACCACAAGUACUACAAGAACAUCGUGGACGGCAAGGGGGUGCUCAGCACCGACAUGGAGCUCCUCAACGACCCCUUCAUCAAAGAUUUGGUCCACAAGUGGGCUACCGACAAGAACUUUUUCUUUUGGAAGUUCGGCGAAGCCAUGGCAAAGAUGGCGCGUUUGCCCGUGGGCGGACCAAGUGAGUACCGCGAAAACUGCUUCAAGCGCAACUCUAUGAGGGAGACAGUCAACCUCACCGCCGAGGGUUUCGCGGCCUCGGCUUGAGAGAUCUAUCCAAUGGAUCACCCGCCAUCACCACGCCGACCGCACGCCCUGGCCAUGCCAUAUUAUAUGUGCAUGUAAUAAGAGCAAUACACCUAACUUAUCUUUUGCUUGAUUGAAGUUUACCGUAUGUACGCCCACCUAGUCUAGAGCCACUCGGCCGGCGGGGCCUUGCUGUAUCGUCUCAGUCCAGCAACUAUUCCAGCUCCCUGUUUGUUGGGAGUUGCUCUCAAGUUUUAUCUUACAAUUGUUUUCCAUCCUUUAA
Molecule: messenger RNA, 1363 nt
Organism: Triticum dicoccoides
Lineage: Eukaryota; Viridiplantae; Streptophyta; Magnoliopsida; Poales; Poaceae
Product: cationic peroxidase SPC4-like
Exons: 2
Coding region: 64-1101 (345 amino acids)
Biological process (GO): response to oxidative stress; hydrogen peroxide catabolic process
Molecular function (GO): peroxidase activity; heme binding
Source: RefSeq, a predicted model, not a curated record